AGCGCCAUUGGCUGCAUGCAAAUUGAAUGGGAGGAGUUAGGAGUUGCUGUUGGUAUACUCGUUUUGGUUGAUUUGUAAUCUGCGCCGGGCAGACGCUCUCUGCUUCUCAAUAGGCCCCGGCGCCACCCAAUCAUGGACAAAUAAAUUGGGGUUACCUGUUAAUCUGACUUUCACUGUCCGAUCACAGACGUCUCCGAUUCACAAUAAUGUUGGACUGGCAUGUGGAAAACGCAAUGGCAAAUCCGUGAUGUUUUCACAACUAAAUCAUUCUUCUGACUGUGAAGACAUGAAGUGAAAGCAGUUCCGUCCAACAGCUGGCUGCCUGGGCUCAGGACCCCCGUUGUCACGGAGACCUCACCACGGAGACGAGUCCCACAGGGAACAUAGGAGAGAGAGGGGGGAGGGGAGUGGAGAAAAGGAGAAGAAGAAAGAGAAGGAGAGUCUGUUAGAGAGAGACCGGAGUGCAUGUCAGCAUGGGUUAUGAUCUGGAGAGGUUUGUGGGCUAUGUAAACGAGGGUCUGCUGUGCUGUGUGUGUCGGGACGUGUUGGAGCGCCCCCUGCAGGCUCCAUGUGAGCACGCCUACUGCAGCGCCUGCAUCAGCAGCUGGCUGCUGCAGCACCAGUCCUGCCCUGAGGACAGGCUGCCCCUGGACAUCAGCACCCUCAGACCCCUGCACAGGUACAUGAGGAACGACCUGAGCCGCCUGCAGGUGCGAUGUGUUAAUGCAGAGCAGGGCUGUGACAGGAUCAGCCGCCUGGAGACUCUACACACACACGAGGACGAGUGUGAGUUCACACUCAUGCGCUGCUCCAACACAGGCUGCUCGGUGCAGGUGGAGAGGCGGGGUCUGGAGGAUCACCUGACCGAGUGUGACUUCAGGAGCAGGGCGUGUCCAAACGGCUGUGGCCACACCCUCCUCUCAGUGGACCAAUCACAGCACAACUGUGUUGCGGUGCUGCGCGCUGAAGUGGAGAUGCUAAGGGCGGAGAUGCUGAACAAGGUGGAGGAGGUGAGGCGUGAGAUGGAGUCACGACUCGACUCCCAGAGGAGACACAUGGUGCAGAAGGAGUCCAUGCUGAAGAGUGAAGUGGAGGAGCUCAAGGGCCAGCUGUCGAGGGUGAUGUGUGACGUCCGGGCUCUGCUGGGGGCGGAGCGUCUUCGGAGACAGGAGCUGGUGGAGGCCAUGCAGCCAAUCAGGAGACAGGACACAGCCGACCAGCCAAUCAGAAGCCAACAGGAAGACCAGGAGCCAAUGUGGAGAGAGCAGCUGACCAGAGGCCUGCAGAGAGAGGCGGCCAAGCAAGCCUCCACCCAAUCACUGUCCUCCGCCCAGUCCCUAUUGGUGCUGGCUCAGCCCUUGGCUCCGCCCUUGUCGCCGCAGCUGGGUGACGGCCCCCGCAAGGCCCUCGACUGCAUCAAGAAGAAGAACCGUGAGGUCACCGUCAUCUGAACCUGCCCUCCCUGUCCUGAACCAGUGAGGUCACCGUCAUCUGAACCUGCCCUCCCUGUCCUGAACCGUGAGGACACCGUCAUCUGAACGUGCCCUCCCUGUCCUGAACCGUGAGGUCACCGUCAUCUGAACCUGCCCUCCCUGUCCUGAACCGUGAGGUCACCGUCAUCUGAACCUGCCCUCCCUGUCCUGAACCGUGAGGUCACCGUCAUCUGAACCUGCCCUCCCUGUCCUGAACCGUGAGGUCACCGUCAUCUGAACCUGCCCUCCCUGUCCUGAACCAGUGGUUCUCAGACUGUGGGGGGCACUGCCCUGAAGGGGG
Messenger RNA from Osmerus eperlanus (European smelt), 1773 nucleotides. RefSeq names its product ring finger protein 41, like (gene rnf41l). The record is from RefSeq and is a predicted model, not a curated record. The transcript is spliced from 7 exons. The coding region runs from base 474 to 1451 and encodes 325 amino acids. Lineage: Eukaryota; Metazoa; Chordata; Actinopteri; Osmeriformes; Osmeridae. Gene Ontology annotation, molecular function: zinc ion binding.